GGAGAAGCGUGGCCGUUACGGUUCAAUGGUCGUCAACCAACAGCAGGAAGACCAAAAAUGCGGUGUUUUUGAAAGUGUACGUUCUUGGCUAGGCUAAAAGGCUAAACCAGCAACAUGCAGCUUUAGUUACCUCAAGAAAUAUGCAAGAUUCAAUGUAAUCAAUGGAGAGACAGAUAUUUACCGUAUGCCGCACAGUAUCUGGAUGUGAUAAAUGAAUACAGUAUGAAAGAAUAACAUUAACCCUGUCUCUAGAAUUCACAUUGGAAAACACAUGGCCUGAGUUCAUCUUUUGUACAUAGCAAUAUUCCAGGCUGAAGGAGAUCAUGCCUCAAUUAAGUAGAAAUGUUGCAAAGUCUAAGUGCUAUCAGAGACACAAGCCCCAAAGCCCAGAUGAUAAUGAUCUCUCCUUUGAUGGUGAAUCAGACAUUGAUGAUGACUUGCUCAUGGAGAUGGAGCGUAUGGAAGAAGAGUACAUUGAGAAGUCAUCCCAGGAACUAAGUCAACAGAAUUCAAAGCAUCAGAAUGUCAGUAAUGUAGUUACAGACUAUUCUAAACAACCUGGCACCUCAAAAGUAACAACAGGACAGUGUAGGCCAAGUACCAGUUACAGAAAAUGUCAUAACCACGCAACUGAUGAAAGGCAAGAAAUACAAGUGUGUACAUCAACAGAGACGAAGCCUAAAUCUGCCGCCAUCCACAUAAUGCCCAGGGACGCAGGUCAACAAAGUAAAGAAAAGUCAUCCACUGAUAAAACAUCUAGGCCUAAUAAUAAUAGGCAAUGGAAACAUGCUCCUAAACCCUCAUCAUUGAUACAUGAUGUUGGAUUGAAAUUGGGCCCUGUAAAUCAGCUGAAUAAACAACCGGAUAGUGAUUCACAAAUCGCAGGACCAAGUGGCAUCAAUAAUCAAGAUGUGGGAAACAAAGUAGCAUUGUUUUCAUUUUCGCCAAUAGAAAUCAAGAACACUGAUAGGCCUACUACUAGCGAAAUAAUCUAUUGUGCAGAUUCGCAGAAUUCUAUGGAGCCUGGGGAUACAAACAAGGCAAAAGCUCAGAAACAGCAAUUUUAUAAAUCAAGUGGGAAGAAGCGGCAAAGUCAGAAGAAGGGUAGCACUAGCAGUGGGAAAAAGGGCAAAAAGAAACGGAAGAAAAAGUACAAAGGCCCAUACACCUCACUAGAAGGCUCACAAGGAUUUGAAUUGAGUGGACUGUCAAUGAGCACUUUGACACCACCCCCACCGACACCAGAUCGUCUGCUCCUGUCCUCUUGGGGUUUACCAGAACCAGUGCUUGCUCAGUACCACAACAAAAAUGUCCGACAAAUGUUUGAAUGGCAGGCGGAGUGUCUGAGCCAGGGGUCGGUACUCGAUGGUGGUAACUUGGUGUACUCUGCUCCCACCAGUGCCGGCAAGACAAUGGUUGCUGAGCUUCUGGUGCUGAAGAGAGUGAUUGAGACAAGAAAGAAAGCUAUCGUGAUUCUACCGUUUGUAUCCGUCACCAGGGAAAAGAUGUUCUAUCUGCAAGCCAUGUUUCAAGAUGUAGGGAUAAAAGUGGAUGGCUAUAUGGGUAGUAUAGCGCCCCCAGGAGGUUUUGAUGCGAUUGAUAUUGCAGUGUGCACCAUAGAGAAGGCCAAUAGCCUUGUGAACAGACUACUUGAAGAGAAGAAAUUAGAUCAACUAGGUAUUGUCGUGGUUGAUGAGUUACAUAUGGUUGGCGAUUGUCAUAGGGGAUACCUUCUGGAGCUUGUUCUCACCAAGAUUAUGUUUGUAUCAAACAAGGCAUCACUCAGAAAUGUGGAUGGAGGCCAUCCUUCAAAUGCUAUUCAGAUUGUCGGCAUGAGUGCCACUCUCCCCAAUCUUGACCUCUUGGCCACAUGGCUCAAGGCUGACCUUUACAAGACUGACUUCCGGCCUGUGCCAUUAACAGAGAUGGUCAAACUGAACAGCACCCUGUACUCUAAUGACAUGACAAAGCUGAGAGAUUUCUACCCAGGGCGUGGAAUUCAAGGUGAUCAGGAUGCCGUCAUCUCCCUCACGUUUGAGACCAUCUCCGACGGACACUCUGUGCUAAUUUUCUGCCCUACCAAGAACUGGUGUGAAAAGUUAUCAGAGUCAAUUGCCCGUGAAAUUUACCGGUUUAAAGGGGUUCUACCUGUGGCAGAGAAAGAUAAUGUUCAUGCUCCUGACAACCAGCCUAUAGAUUUGAACUUUGCGGCUUUGAAAGAUGUGGUUGAACAACUGAAGAGAACUCCAGUCGGUAUUGAUGCGACGUUAAAGAAGACAGUGCCUUAUGCUGUUGCGUAUCAUCAUGCUGGUUUGACUUUUGAUGAACGUGACAUCGUAGAGGGAGCAUUCCGACAGGGUAUUAUCAAAGUUCUGGUUGCGACAUCAACACUGUCAUCUGGUGUCAAUCUGCCGGCUCGUCGAGUCAUUAUUAGGACCCCAUCUUUCAACCGGUCAGUGUUGGACACACUGACAUACAAGCAAAUGGCUGGAAGAGCCGGACGGAAAGGAAUUGAUACUGAAGGAGAAAGCAUCUUAGUGUGUAAGCCCUCUGAAAAAUUCAAGGCCGAGCAGUUGGUAAGAUCCAAGCUGUCGCCAGUGAGUAGUUGCCUGCAACAGAAUGCUAAUGAAGGUCUGAGCAGCAGUAUGAAGAGGGCAAUAUUAGAGGUAAUAGCUAGUGGUGUAGCCUCCACCCCAGAUGAAGUGAAGCAGUAUUCAUCCAGUACAUUACUAGCAGCUAGUAUAUCUCAUGAAAUGCAGGCUGGAGAUGUAGAGACUGAGGGUCAUGUGAUAGAGAAUUGCAUUCAAUUUUUGAAGGACAAUGAAUUCAUUCAUCUUCAAAAAACAGAUACAAAUGGUGGAGUUGUUGAGAAAUUUGUACCCACUCAGCUGGGCUCUGCAACACUUUCAUCAGCCAUGUCUCCAGACGAGGCCCUUGCUGUCUUUGCUGAGCUUCAACGUGCCAGGAAAAACUUUGUCUUGGAGAAUGAAUUGCAUAUUAUAUACCAGGUAACACCAAUAUAUCAAUCAGUGAAUCCAGAUUGGUACCAGUUCAUUAGCCAAUGGGAGAACUUCUCAAUGGACAAGUUGCGGGUUGCAGAGCUUGUGGGAGUCGAAGAGCGCUUCCUCAUGAGGGCAGCACAGGGUUCUAUUCCUACAACUACUGCCAGACAUAAACGAAUUGUGGCUCUACAUCAAAGGUUUUACACGGCCUUACUACUCAGCGAUUUGGUCAAUGAAGUCCCUUUGUGUGAAGUAUCGCGUAAAUAUGGCUGCCCUCGAGGUCAGUUGCAGUCGCUCCAGCAAUCUGCUGCCACAUUUGCAGGCAUGGUGACUGUUUUCUGCAACAAAUUGGGAUGGCUUAAUAUGGAACUUCUCGUCAGCCAGUUCCAGCAUCGUCUCAACUUUGGUAUCCAGCGUGAGCUGUCGGACCUGGUUCGCAUUUCUCUAGUGAAUGCACAACGGGCAAGACUGCUCUACAACAGUGGCUUUCAUACGGUUGCCACUGUAGCAGCAGCAAACGCUGCAGAGAUUGAGACUCUCUUGAGGAAAGCUGUACCAUUUCAAAGCACUCGCAGAGCAGAGGGCGAGUUGGCGUGUGAAGCUAUGGAGAGGAAGAAAUCAAGGUGCAUCUGGGCCACAGGACGUAAAGGAUUGACAGAAGAAGAGGCAGCGCUGUUGAUUGUAAAGGAAGCUAAGCAACUUCUAAAAGCAGAUCUUAAAGUUAUGGGAGUUGAAUGGAAAGGAAAUGAUGCCACACCAGCAAAGGCUGUCCAUGCUUCCAGUAGAUCAUUUGGAUCAUCUAGUCAGAGAAUUGGCCAGCCUGGGAAUUCAAGUGGUAAUUUUAAAUAUCCUUCUUUACCCCUGUCAGCAUCGCAGAGACGAAAGACUUCUGUUGGUAGUGAUACUGGUGUUGCGAUGCUGGAUGGCAGUUACCGGAGUAAAAAUGCUCAAGAACGAGUUGGAGAUGUAAGAAACAUUGAAAACCACAAUCCACGCUCAUCGCAGGUAACCGAUGUUGAUCAAUCAAGAAUAAAUGCCGCAGAACGUUUGCAAUCAGAUAUUGGAAAGAAUAAUUUACCUGAUGAAAGAAAAAAUGAUGAAGUUCCAACUGUAUCUAAGCCAUCUACAAGUAGUGAAGCAAGGUCCAGUGAUAAGGAUUUCACUGAAGGUAAACCUGGUACUUCAGUACAGAAAAGUGAGACCUCAACAACAACGUUACAGUCGUUAGUAAAUUCUCACGAGAUGUUGAAUAGUCCAGAUUUGUAUUCACCAUCACAAGAAACCAAUCAGGAAUUUAAUUUAGUUAAGAAAGAAAAUGAUGUACCUCAGGCUGUUAUUGAAAUUAGGGGUCAUGAGAACAAGGAAGAAGAAGAUGAAGGAAUCGUAAACACAUUGAAUCAAAGCAUUAACAAUAGCCUCCUUGUAUCUCCAGAAAUUUGCUCCGAAUUUAGUCCUUUAUUUCCUUCACUUGAUUCACAGUUGAUUAAUGAGAUGAAUAAAUUUUGCGAGAAGAAUAAAUUAAUUUCGUCUACAGCUUCUCCGCUAUUAAUGGACAGCUGCACCUUCGAGGAAUGCUUAGUGAAUGAUUUCAAGCGGAACCAUUCGCCAAUGAAACAUAAUCUCGAAACAGUUGUGGCUGCAGUUUCUACAGGACAGAAAAGGAAUUCUAUUUAUUCUUAUUCUAAUUUACAAGAAGAUAUGUUGAUUGCAAUGAAUUUAAGUGAUUCUUUUAACAUGUACAAGUCAGUUAACUCUUUGAAUUCGCCGAUAAUUAAUAAUUUAUUCCAGGUUGAUUUGCCUGUAUCAGAGUGCAAUAACGUUUUCCAAAGUUCGAAACAAACAAGUGCAAUAUUUAGUAAUUCAAAUAUGACCAAAACAAGUACUCCUCUCAGCGCUGCAAUCACCAACGGUGCUAAACAGUCUGAGAUAAAUGAUCAUGUUAGUGAAAUUGUGUCAUCCAAUCAGGUUGAAUCAAACAAAUUGAUCACGCCAUGCAUUGACAUCAAACGUCCGACUAUUGACGUAGGCGUAACAUAUUCUCAGCUAGACAAUGAUCUUGCUCUUGCUGCCCUCGACAGCUCGUCGUUUUCAUUUUAUGAUUCAAGAAAUUCUACAGAAUUACAAGAUCCACAAAUACAUGUGGAACAGGAUUUCGUAAAGAAGAGUCCUAUUAAUAGCAGUGUAGAUAACAAUAUUAAUAUGAUUACAAAAGAAAAAGAAACAGUUGUUAAGUUAGAUGUAAUGGUAAACGAACCGAAAGGAUCAAAGGAAACUUGCGGUAAUGAUGCAUUUGAAAUGCUUGACCUUUUUGCUGGUGAUGUUGGUGAUAAAAAAAAAUACAGGCCUCCACCAAAGAAAUGCAAGCAAGGAAACAAAGAAAUCAAGUCUCAGAUUGACAACUAUUUUCCGCACAGAAAACGCAGAAGUGAUGAAGUGUUGGUAAAUGAACUGAAGUCAGAGAAACGUGCUAAGCAAGAUGUGAUUUGUUCUAAUAGAAGCCCUGUGAAGGAAAGAAGGGAAAGUGCUGAUGAUUUUAUACCUCCCACUCCUCCACCAAAAAACAAACCGGUAACUCCAAGGUAUUUGCGGCACACUCCUCAGAGAGAAAAAUAUUCAACCAUAAAAAGCACACCACGUCGUAAAAACAAACAAACAGUUACAACCCUCCAUCUGAAAAGUAAAGGUAAUCUUACGGAAGGUACCUCAAAGAUGCCUAGUGCAAACACAAAUGUCAGUAUGGCUACCAAAAACAAGCCAAAUGGAAAAUUGGCUUCAAAAGCUGCCAAUAAGUUUAUCCAGUCAAAUGAUACACCUGUUGAUACACGUACUCUUCCUGCAUGUCAGGAUGUUGAUGCUUGUGCAGAGGAUGAAUUGAAGCUCUAUCUGGACACACAGACUCAACUCACCUGUACUUUAGAGAGGUGCAUCAGUAACACAUCCCCUGAUACGGGCUUAAGUGGCAAUAUCCCCGCUACAGACGGUGUUUUCACGAUCGUGGAUGUGUGUGCUGACAGAGGAAUGUUUGAGAACUUUCUAAUUGAAUGGCAGUCUAAAAGUGUGUACUGUUUGGCAGUUGCUUGUGAGGGAAUUCAGGCAACCGUAGAAGGUGGUGGUAUUGGAGGACGUUUUCAUAAAGGUAAUACAAAGAAGCCUGAAACUAUAGAUGGAUUACAAGUACCAGAAGAAGAUGUUCUAAUGACUGGCAUAUCUGUGUGCUGGGGUGCCAAGGAUGCUUACUUCAUCUCCUUCCAAGACCACAUCACUCCAGGUCUUGAUGACAGCCUUGCACAACCACCAUGUGAUGUCACCCUUAGCAUACAUGAGCGAUUAGAACAAGUCAAACGAGUGCUGUUGAUGAGUAGAACAAACCCUUCUAGAAAUGAAAUAGUGAGGCGGUUAUUUGAUUACAAAAAUCAGUAUAAAGUGCUGAGCCGUGCCUGCGGUAUUAAUCUGAAUGGAGCAGUCCAAGAUCCUAAAGUAGCAGGGUGGUUGCUGAGCCAAGAAGCCAAGGAACGAAAUCUUCAAGGAAUGGUCACCCACUAUUUGUCGCAUGAGAUCCAUCUUCUAGAAGGUAUUGGAGGUGGUGUCGGUAUUGGAGGACUUGGUUUGAUGAUCCAGAAUGCAUGUUCAGGGCGUGUGCGGGCAACGAUUGAAUCUGUCAUGGUGUUUAUGUUGAUGGAUGUUCUGAUAGACCAACUGAAAGCUGAUGGUCUUUACAAAGCCUUUACAGAGGUUGAGAUGCCUGUAAUGCUGACCAUAGCUAAGAUGGAGCUCAAUGGGUUUGGAUUCAACUCAGAAGAGUUUGAAGAACAGAAGAAUGUGAUGCAAGCUAAGUUGACCGUGUUAGAACAAAUGGCUUAUCAGUUUGCCGGACAUCCAUUCUCAUUGACAUCCCCCAAAGACAUUGCUGAGGUUCUCUUUAUUGAACUAAAACUUCCACCAUCUGGUGAUCCAAGUGCUUCCAUCAUUCCACAAAAACCUGUUAGAGGCAGAGGGCGUCCUAAACUCCCGAAGAGUUUCAACACAUCGAAGGAAUCUCUGGAGAAACUGAAGAACUUGCAUGGAUUACCAGGAAUCAUCCUGGAAUGGAGGCGCAUUAAUAAUACGCUGUCGAAGGUCGUAUUCCCUAUGCAGAAGGAGAAGGUGUUUAACACGUUUCUUAAUAUGAACAGGAUCUAUGGAAUUUGUCAGACACAUACAGCAACAGGUGGUGUGAUCCUUGCAGCUGAUUACUCUCAACUUGAGAUCCGUAUCAUUGCGCAUUUGUCUGGAGACGCUAAGUUGGUGAAGAUUCUAAAUGGUGGUGGCGAUGUUUUUAAAACUAUCGCUGCAGAGUGGAAGCGCAUCUCCCCAGAGGAAGUGACUAGCGAAAUCCGACAGCAAGCUAAACAGAUUUGCUAUGGGAUCAUAUAUGGCAUUGGAUCUAAGGCAUUGGCAGAUCAGUUGGAAGUGUCACCCGAUGAAGCCACAGUUUUCAUUGAAAUGUUCAAAGCAAGAUACAAAGGAUUGAAGGCGUACAUUGAAAACACAACCAAAAAGUGUCGUGAAAAUGGUUUUGUUGUGACAAUAACUGGUCGACGAAGGUACCUGCCCAAAAUCCAUGAUUCCAACGUGCAUGCAAGGAGUCACGCAGAGAGACAGGCCGUCAACACAACUGUCCAGGGCUCAGCGGCCGAUCUGGUUAAGAAAGCAAUGGUCAGGAUUGAUAAAAGAUUAGCAGAGGAGUUUCCAUCAACAUUGAAAACACACAGACAUAAGCAAAAUGAAACUUCGCGACGCAGGACACGAGGUGGCAGCCGCUCACCCAACACUCCAUCCGGAGCCUUUUUAGUUUUACAGCUGCAUGACGAGUUGAUCUACGAAGUGCGAAAAGACAACGUACGACAAGUUGCAAAGUUGGUUAAAACCGAAAUGGAAUCCGCUAUGACACUGUCUGUUGUGCUGCCUGUGAAAGUUAACGUCGGCCCUACAUGGGGUAGUGUGAAAUUGAUGGAGUUAUGAAGUAAAAACUAACCAUCGAUUUAUAAUGAAAAUUUGAACAAAAGAAAUAUAUAUAUUUUUUAAAAUUAAAAUAAUCUCCACAUAUCUAACUACUGAUAUUGAAUUUCCAACUGCAACGGAUUUAAAAGUAUAUUUAAUUUAGGAAAAUUACCAUUGAAUAUUAGGUUUACUGAGCGUUUUGGUGGAUUUGGUGGUGUAAAUAUUAAUUAAUUAAUUUGAAAAGGAGUGUAUUAUGUUAAUUAAAUCGAAGUGCAAAAGGAUACCCUAAGCAAAUUGAAUAUGGUACCGUAGGUAUUUUAAUAAGCUGGUUAACUCAAGUAUAUUAUUUGAAUUCAAGCCAAAUUUGGUCCAUAAAGGAUGUGAAAGUCACAGAGAGGCGUUAUUGCAUUUAUGUGUUGAUCACCGAGUAUUCUCUCACCAAAUACAAUAAAUCCGUUUAUUUAUUUUUUAUAAUGAAAUUAUAAUUUUGACACGCGCGACUGGCUUCAAACAUGUGAGUUUUAUGUGCGAGUGGAUAAUAAAAUAUUCAUUUUUUAGAUGUAAA
Molecule: messenger RNA, 8547 nt
Organism: Anneissia japonica
Lineage: Eukaryota; Metazoa; Echinodermata; Crinoidea; Comatulida; Comatulidae
Product: DNA polymerase theta-like
Biological process (GO): DNA-templated DNA replication; double-strand break repair via alternative nonhomologous end joining
Molecular function (GO): DNA-directed DNA polymerase activity; ATP binding; DNA binding
Source: RefSeq, a predicted model, not a curated record